Molecule: messenger RNA, 2231 nt
Organism: Phanerochaete carnosa HHB-10118-sp
Lineage: Eukaryota; Fungi; Basidiomycota; Agaricomycetes; Polyporales; Phanerochaetaceae
Exons: 6
Coding region: 584-1783 (399 amino acids)
Biological process (GO): proteolysis
Molecular function (GO): aspartic-type endopeptidase activity
Source: RefSeq, a predicted model, not a curated record
GUCACUGUACCAGUCUGCUACGUUCGCGCCUCCCCAUCAGUUGACCUGACGGAUCAGACUUUUCGGGUGUCGGUAUGUGGUCCAUAUGUAAGGCUGUGAGCAAGUUCCGCUAUUUUCAACCCUCUCUCAUGACGAGCAGCGGCGUCUCGCCGUCUUGGUAGGUCUCACCGAAGCUCGCUCCGGCACAAGGAGCCUCGGUUACAGCAGAUCGAAACGUUGACACUGUGCGGGCACCUUGCCAUUCAAGAUGCAAGUACUGCACUUCAAUUUCUCCGCCAUAUUCUAACUCUGAAUUGCCAACUACUACUCGCGUGCGGGUUUAGGACAAAGCGACUCGAGCGUACUGCUCCUUGCUUGCAUUCAAUUGACUGCUAUUAAAACAAGACGCAUAGCCGUGUUGGAGCAGAUGCUGUCAUUGUUGUUUGAUAGGACCGCCCGAGCUGAGUGAGGAUCAAUAGGGCUGAUGCUUGUCUCGCAUGCACAUGCUGACACGCCGCACUCACACUACCGAAGCGUAUAAAUACGACUCAUCUCCAGCCUCGCUCUUCCCUAGACCGCAUCCCGCAUCCUUUGAGUCACAAUCAUGCUGUGCGCAACGUUGACAACUUUGCUUCUCGCACUAUGUGCGAGCGCCAGCCCGACCUCUCCUCGCCCUCGAGGUACACCGCAGACAAUCUCGCUCGCGUCCCGCAAGAUUGCCAGAGGUACUGUCCACGCUCGCCGCACGCAGAAUCCCAUAAGCGUACCUCUUGCCGACUACUUCAACGAAACUGACCUCCAAUGGUUUGGUGAAAUCGGAGUUGGCACGCCCCCGCAGACGAUCAGCGUGGUUUUCGACACAGGAAGCCAAACACUAGAAUUUGCUAGCACCCUUUGCGGUUCCGCAUGUGCGAACCAAGUCCAGUUCAACUCAUCAAAGAGCUCGACCUUCGUCGACGGCGGUAGCACAGGCACGAUCACUUUUGGUACAGGUGUCGGCGUUGCACCCGUAAUUGGAGACAACUGGCAGCUCACGCUGCGGAACGCGACUGAUACCGUCGCCAUCGGCGGCAUCUCCGUUCCCGACGUCAGCCUGUUUCUCAUCACUGACCAGACGUCGACGUUCGCGCCAGAUCCGUUCAGCGGUAUCCAGGGUAUGGGCCCCAUUGCGACUGGCCUGUUUGCUGGUCUGGAGGCACAGGGCCUGCCAUCGCUAUUUAGCCUGUACUUGACGCCUCAGUCCGUCGGCAAUGCAGAGCUGACGCUGGGUGGCAUCGACCAUAGCAAGUUCACUGGUCGUCUCACAUACGCAGGCGACUUGACCUUUGGUACUCUCGUCGAUGCGGUGGAGACUCAGUCCUGGCAGCUCACGUCUACCGGCAUCACUGUGAACGGAAAGUCAACAUCGGAGCUGAAUCAAUCGCGCGUCUUCAUCUUCGAUAGCGGUACCAGUAACAUCGUGCUUCCCAAGAACGACACUGAGGCUGUCUAUGCGCAGAUCUCGCCCAACAUCAAGCCCAACAACAAUGAGCCAGGUACCUACGGCAUCGCCUGCUCCGAGAUCCCCUAUCUUCCAGCGGAGAUCUCUUUCGCGUUCACCUCACAGGAGGGCGAGGCAUUCACGUUGACGAUACCGAGCAGCGAGCUCAGCGUCGGGCCAUUCACGAGCAACCCAGAGCUGUGCCAGACGCUCAUCAACGCCUUUGAGGACUUCAAUAUCAUCGGUGGCAGCUUGCUAAAGCACUACUACAGCGUAUGGGAUCUUGGGAACCAGUGCCUGGGUUUUGCGCCGAACAUCUUGUAGCCUGUCGCGGCAGCUUGGUGAAGCACUACUAUAGCACGUGUGGCCAACGCUCGGGUUUUGCACGGAACGUGUUGUGGAUAGUACACAUUGCUGUCAUAGACUAGCAGUCAGACGGGACGUAGGUACAUCACCGUGACUGUGCUUCGGAGUUACGGUAGAAUCAGUCUCGCUCCCAGCAGCCGUAUAGCCGUUAUUUAGGGACUUUGAUCUUCGUAAGAUAUAAGACGAAUAGCAAUACACAUGACACUGAAAGUUUUGGACAUACGCCCGUCAUAGCAUUAAAUAUUGUACUUGUCGUCCUCGCCUGAGGUCAUAUCUUCGGGGUCUAAAUCGCUAAAGCAGUCCCAGGGAGGAUGUUCACCAGGCCUAGCGCAAUGGUACCACUUCCAGAACUCCUCGAGUUUACCACGGAAGGCCUGCGGUUCCCAGCCGUCAGGCAGGUCGAACG